UGAAAGUGCCAGAUACUUAGGUAUCCUGAUAGAUGGUGAUGGGAAAAUAAAAUCACAAAAGAAUAAAAUAUUAGAAUUUAGCAGAACAGCAGCAGCAAUUGCUAGGAAAAAAUCAAUUACUGAAUUACAAGUGACAUAUUUAUUCAAUAAAGUGGUAAUACCAGCAAUAGAAUAUAAAUUACAACUUUGUAUAUUAUCAAAACAAGAAUGUAUUCAAAUAAUGAAACCAUUUUUACAACUAUUUAAAGUGAAAGCUAAAUUAGUAAGAUCAUUCCCAACAAGUGCAAUUAAAAAUAUAAGAUUAUACAAUUUAACAGAUUUACAUAACCUGCAAACACAACACCAUGUAACAAAAUUAAUAAUUAGGUUAAAUAACAAAGGGCUUAUGGGUGGUACAACUAACAUAAGAUUACUAGAUCUACAAAAUAAGAUAUGGAGCGAUAAAUGCAUAUUGCAACAUAUCCCGACAGAUCCAAUACCAAGAGGUAUAAACCUAAUUUAUGAUAUAUUGCAGCUAGCAAAAGACUCUGCCAUCACGUUUUGUAAUCAUGAAACAAACGACAAUACACAUUCAUUUAACAGUGAAUCAUUGACAAUUAAAGAGAUUCUUAACAAUUAUAAACUAUUUAAGCAAGGCCUAACUUUCCUGCAAAAAUACAACAUUAGGUUUAUUGAACAAUUAAUAUUAACUGAUGGCAUUACAUUAAUAAAGUGGCCACAUUUAAAAUCAAAAGUAGGUGCCAAAUUAGUGGGUAAAAAACCUAAUUGGUUCAAAACACUAGAAAAUAAAUUGCUAAGUAAUACACUAACUAGAGUCAUCAUACCAGAACAUAGAGUAAUGAUAGAUGAUACUAAAGAAAGCUACCACAAAGACAAAAAAUACUUGAUCUUACAACACCAUGAAGAAGUUAAAUCAAUAUCAGCCACAACUUCACCUAGUACAGAAACAUGGCAAUCACCAAAAUUAAACCAAUGUACAGGUUGUUCACUAGAUGAAAACCAUAUUGUAAAUAUGUAUCACAAUCAGAGAAAACAAUGUCAUAUAAUGGUACAUGAUGAUAAAACAAUCAAGAUACCACAUAUGAGACAAAAUAAUUAUAUUACAAAAUUUCACGUUCAAUCAACAAAAAACGAAAUUGAAAAUCAAAUUAAGAAUAAAUACAGGUGGAGCAGUAGCACAAGUGAACAUAAUCAAUCAAUAACAGUAGAAACCCAAUUACCCAAAGGAAUAAACUACAUUAGAAAUUUAUUUAAUAGUAAUGAAAUAACAGAACUACUAAUCAAUACAUAUGAAAAAAAUAUGAAUGAACCAUCGGAAGAGUAUAGUUUUUAUACUGAUGGAUCAGUAAAACAAAUAGGAACAUUAAAUGCAUGUAGUGGAAUUGCUUGGUUACAAACAACAGGAGCAGCAAAAGGUACAAUAUUUAAAGCUCAAAUUCAAAACUGGCACUCUUCACUAAAAGCAGAAAUGAUGUCAAUAUUUAGUGCAAUAUUAACAGUCCCUGAAAAUAAUUCAAUAAAUAUUUAUACUGAUAGUCUAUCAUUUAUUAAUAAAUAUAAUGCACUGAGUAAGAUGGAAGAGGGAAAUAACAUUAGAAAUCAUCUGAAACAGAAAUAUAAUGACCUAUGGUUGACAAUAAUCAAUUAUAUAAAAGAGGGAAAUUUAGACAUAAAUUUUAUAAAAGUUAAAGCACAUAAACAAGAACACUAUAACAAUUUAGUAGACAAAUUUGCUAAAGAAGGAACAACUAGCACUAAUCUUGAAUACAAG
Molecule: messenger RNA, 1771 nt
Organism: Entrophospora candida
Lineage: Eukaryota; Fungi; Glomeromycota; Glomeromycetes; Entrophosporales; Entrophosporaceae
Source: the annotation of a GenBank genome assembly